AUGUCCUCUCCGUCGUCUGCGGGCAAACGCAAGCGCAGUGCUUCCCAACAUCUACCGGCCAAUGCCACCAAACCAACUCCCGCUGAAUUCCUACAACCUUCAUCUCGCGAUGCAUCUGGGGAAGAGGGUGAUGAGUCGACCGGUCCUCUCACUUCAUCUCCAAGCAAGCACAAGAUAUCCGCUCCCAUUGACGUAACGUCUGCGACCGUUCCGCCGUCCAAACGGGCCCGAAAGAGCUCAAUUGACCACGGUCCGAUCAAUGGUUCUGCAGCCGAGGAGCUGUCAGAAAUCGGCAAGGAGGAUCCGGGCGAGCCGUCCGAGACCACUGUCGCUAGUAGUGACAUUGAGAGUCGAAGCAAGGGCCGGCCCGGGUUGCAGAUAAAGACCCGGCAGAACUUGGGGCCGCCUGAAAAGGCUGGGUUGCAGGAUCCAGUGGGAUACAAGACGAACCCCCCUCCCACGGGACGCCCGGUUCGGGUCUAUGCCGAUGGCGUUUUUGAUCUGUUCCAUAUGGGUCACAUGCGUCAGCUCGAGCAGGCAAAGAAGGCUUUCCCAGACGUGCAUCUGAUGGUUGGGGUUACUGGCGACGAGGAGACUCAUCAGCGGAAGGGUCUGACGGUGUUGAGCGGCACGGAGCGCGCGGAGAGUGUCCGACACUGCAAAUGGGUGGAUGAAGUGAUCCCCAACUGUCCCUGGAUUGUGACUCCGGAAUUUAUCGAGCAGCACCAGAUUGACUAUGUCGCACAUGAUGACCUGCCGUACGGCGCUGCCGAGGGCGAUGAUAUCUAUGCUCCGAUCAAGUCCCAAGGAAAGUUCCUGGUUACCCAGCGAACCGAAGGUGUCAGCACUACCGGCAUCAUCACAAGGGUGGUUCGCGACUAUGACCAAUACAUUUCGCGUCAGUUCAAGCGGGGCGCUUCUCGACAGGAGCUUAACGUGUCAUGGCUUAAAAAGAAUGAGCUCGAAAUCAAGCGCCACGUCGCCGAGAUUCGGGACAGUAUUCGCACGAACUGGUCGACCACCGGCCAAGAAUUAGGGCGAGAAUUACGGCAGCUCUGGCAGAACAGUCGGCCCAGCAGCCCGGCGCCCAGCGCGAGGAACAGUGUGGACUUUGGCGGAUCUCGAAGUGGUCUGGUCAGUCCAACUGGGGGCACCAAGACUCAUCUCUCUCGGGUGGAGACGUUGGGCCGUCCUGAUAGUCCUGUAGGAGGCGGACGCAAUGAAGACUUUGCCACCGGCUACAGCUUGGGAUUGAUUGGGGGAGUAAGAGCAUGGAUGCGCAGUCGUCGGUCCCUCGUAGAAAGUCGGGCUCACUCUCCAGUCAGCGAGGAGGAUCAGGAAUCUGAACAAGAGCGGAGUAAUGGUCAUUUUGCUGGCAGCUCUACACCUGCUAAUGCGAGAAUUCAUUCUGCGUAA
Molecule: messenger RNA, 1416 nt
Organism: Aspergillus tanneri
Lineage: Eukaryota; Fungi; Ascomycota; Eurotiomycetes; Eurotiales; Aspergillaceae
Product: choline-phosphate cytidylyltransferase
Exons: 4
Coding region: 1-1416 (471 amino acids)
Biological process (GO): CDP-choline pathway
Cellular component (GO): nuclear envelope
Molecular function (GO): phosphatidylcholine binding; choline-phosphate cytidylyltransferase activity
Source: RefSeq, a predicted model, not a curated record